GCAGCGCGGGGAAUGCCAUUGGCUGAAAGCGGUGAAGCCGGGGGGUUGGUGGCAGUUCGAACCCCGGCUGAGCAGUUGGCUGUUUCCUCAACCUUUUCUGUGUUUUGUGCACAUCUGCGUCUUACAAACUUGAUAUGUAGAUCGGAAAAAUGCACAGAAAUGCUCGAUAAAGGGGAAAUGCGGAGAAUUCUCGCAACUGCCAUUGGGAAGGAGGUUACUUUUGGCAUAUCACAGAUCUUCACUGGGAUCCCGAUUAUAAACUGACAGAUAACCCAAAUGCUGUUUGUCCUUCAUCCUCUAAACCUGUACCAAACCCAGGGGUGUGGGGCAGCUACCUCUGUGAUUCCAACUGGGACCUUAUCAACCUAUCCAUUUACACCAUGAGAGACCUUCACCCUCAGCCAGACUUCAUUCUUUGGACAGGUGAUGACACUCCACAUAUUGCUGACAAGAACCUUGGUGAGGAUGCAGUACUGGGAAUAAUUGGCAAGUUAACCCACCUGAUACAAGAGGUGUUUCCAGAUACUAAAGUCUACCCUGCAAUGGGAAAUCAUGACUUUCAUCCAAAGAAUCAGUUUCCUGAUACCUAUCACAGGAUUUACAACAGAACUGCAGACCUUUGGGCACCUUGGAUGGACUCUCAGUCUAUCCUCAUGUUUAACAAAGGAGCUUUCUACACUGAAAAGCUGCUGAAUCGAAAUGACCAGCGUAUUAUUGUCCUAAACACAAACUUGUACUACACCAAAAAUAGGCUUAAUAUUGGCCUAAGUGACCCUGCUAAUCAGUUUCAAUGGCUUGAAGAAAUACUUUCGAAGGCAAUGACAGCAAAAGAAAAAGUUUACAUUAUUGGACAUGUACCUCCAGGCUUUUUUGAAAAGAGGAGAAAAGUAUUCUGGUUUCAUCAGCACUUCAAUGAAAGAUACAUUAAAAUUGUUCAAAAGUAUCACAAUGUAAUAGCUGGUCAGUUCUUUGGACAUCACCAUACUGACAGCUUCAGGAUGUUCUAUAGCCAUUCAGGUUCUCCCAUAGGAGUUAUGUUUAUUGCACCUGGCAUUUCCCCAUGGAAGACAACACUACCUGGUGUAGAGAAUGGAGCUAACAAUCCAGGAAUACGAUUAUUUCAGUAUGACACAAAUACAUUGGAAAUUCAGAGUAUGGUGACGUAUUACUUCAAUUUAAGCUAUGCCAACACAGUGACUCCACUAUGGCAACAAGAAUACAAUUUAACAGAGGCAUUUGAAGUUCCAGAUGGUACAGUUCAAUCUAUGCAAAUGGCUCUGGAUAAGCUGUACAAUGAUGACUACUACCUACAGAAAUAUUAUAAAUAUAAUUCUGUCAGUUAUGAUUUAAGUGAAUGUGAUAGGAAUUGUAGAAUUGAUCAGAUCUGUGCAAUUAAAGCAGUUGACUUUGUUAAAUACGAGGAGUGUGUACAAAGAGAGAGCUCUUCUCCCACUCAUACUGCAACAUUGCCUAUCAUUUCAUUUCUGCUUCUUUCUUUGCUGCCUCUUCAGUUCUAAUAUUCACCAGGUCUAAAUAAAUAUACCAAGGUAUGAGGAUCAUUGUUUAACUUUAAAGUGAUAAUAGUUGUAUUUCAAAAUUCAUAUGUAUUUGAUUCCAUUUGAUUCUUCAUCAAAGCCAAAACGGAAAAAUCCUUUGAGGGUUCAUUGUUUCUGUAUAAUUGUGGAACUGACAAUAGAGAAGGAAGAAAAAUUGCAAGUAAACAGCUAUUGUUACAGUCAAUCAGUGUGGAAGAUGAUCUUUCUGACUACUCUUCUGAAGACAACUAACAUCAUGGCAUUACUGAAAUUUUCAAAAUGCUAUUAAGGAUCAUAUUUCAGAGCAUUCUUUGCAUGGUUGGAUGUAAAGAACUUGAUAAUGAUUCAAUCAUGUCUGUCGCCAUUAUACCUUGCCAACAUAUACGUGUGUACCAAGAAUGGGGGCAACCCAGCAUAUUUUUGCCCAAGAUGUCUGUUGAGAAGAGGAAGACUGUGGUAACGCAAGGGUAUGACCAGUGAGGCAAGGAGGGACAAAACAGAUAUUACUGAAAGAAUUUUGUCAAAUUGCCAAACUUGGCCAACUUAUUCUCAUCAUUUGAGCUUAGUGUUCAAACAUCAGCCUCUUAGAUGUGCUCAGGUUUUUAAUUAUGAGUGAGGUGCAGAGAGAUUAUUUUUAUUUGAUCAAAAUCCUUCUGAUUAUCCAGGAGUAAUUGUCAGGUGCUUACGUCACCAAUCAUUUUAUAGUCAAUGCUGUCUGGAUUCCCUUUAUUGUAUCUAUUUUUUAACUGAUGUGCAACAUGAUGAUAUGGAAACAAAGUUUAACAAAUAUUGUAUCA
Messenger RNA from Pristis pectinata (smalltooth sawfish), 2332 nucleotides. RefSeq names its product acid sphingomyelinase-like phosphodiesterase 3b. The transcript is spliced from 8 exons. The record is from RefSeq and is a predicted model, not a curated record. The coding region runs from base 381 to 1517 and encodes 378 amino acids. Lineage: Eukaryota; Metazoa; Chordata; Chondrichthyes; Rhinopristiformes; Pristidae. Gene Ontology annotation, molecular function: hydrolase activity.